AUGCAAAUAAACACAGGUGGUUCUGGCUCUUACGGUUAUGAAGUAACUGAAGAAGGAGAAGGAGACGAAGACGCCUUCACUUCUAUCAAUACAAUCCCACAAAGCUACCCUGCAACCUACGAUUUUGUGAGAAGUGCUGCUCCACAACACACCGAUUCUUACCCUGGUAUUGCUCUUCAGAGCAGCGUUCAAUCAAACCAUGAUCCUUUUGCAACCGUGCCACAACCUACCGAUUUUUCCGCCUUAGAGAAUUUCUCCAGUGAUGGUCAAAGCGACGCCUUCGCGGUCUCUUUGCCCGAACAGGAAGUAUUAUCAAAUGCUCAUGCUCCACUUGGCUUCGCUUCAGGACACGUUAAUCCUGAAUCCGUAUCUGACUACGACGAUACAGAAAAUACUUAUGUUGGCAACGAUAUAAGCGGUACCGCUUUUCUUUCUACAGCUGAAGCUAAUGACGAUUCUCCUGUUUCUUUUUCUAGAGAAGCUGGUAUUCAACAAACUACUAAAACUGGAGGUAUUGAAACUAUUGUAUACUAA
Molecule: messenger RNA, 534 nt
Organism: Parnassius apollo (apollo)
Lineage: Eukaryota; Metazoa; Arthropoda; Insecta; Lepidoptera; Papilionidae
Source: the annotation of a GenBank genome assembly